GGAGUUUCUCUUAGUGUAAAUUCCCUUAGAUUUCUAGCCAGCGUCGUUUUUCUAGUUAGGCAGGGUUCGAUACCCUCGUUUUCGGAGCAACGUCAAAGGGGCGUCUCCCCGUGGUAGAGUUCCUCUUUAAAAUUUCAGUACAACAUUGCCCCCAUUUCUCUACGCUUGAAGGUGUCACCCAGCCAAGUAAAAUCCUGUUAAUAUUCACACUUUAUGCACCGAAGAUCAUGUGGGCACAAUGCCCUGAUCCGAUAAGAUUGGAAGGAGAUGUGAUGCUCACCUUCUGUGGGCAUCACUAGCAAAGCAGAAGAUUCUUGUUUCCACCUGGUGAGCCCAACAGGAUGGCUUUCCAUAUUAAACUUCGACACCCUCAAAGAAUUCGUCAGUCACCACCCUGCAAAUUCACACCACCCAGAACCCAGGUGGCUCUCCGGUCUCGCCGGCGAGAUGACCGACGGUCGCCGGCCGGACGGGAGCUACGGGCUGGAGUACGGCCCCUUGCCUCCUGAGCAUGAGUACGCCUUGCACCGGCACCUGCCGUCCAGGGGGAGGGCCCCUUGGCCUCUGCAUUAUCAUGGAGAUUACCCUGGGAGGCUAUUGGAUCAAAGAUUGAGAAGAGAACCAUUUGGAUUUCCCAGGCACCCUCUGCAACCAUAUGUACCGUUCCGAAUCCACCAUGUCAAUGGAGGCGGUGGUGGUGUCGCGACAGUAAACCCGAGAAGGCGGCGAGAAAGCCCUGGAUUAAGUAAUGAAGAGUUCAGGAAGGCCAUAGAUCAGCUCAGCAAGCAGGAAUACAGACCAUCAAACCCUCAGAAGAAGAGAGGAGGCAGAGGCACCCUCCAGACCAGGAGUGCAAGAGCUGAGGCACCAGCAGCAGUCACAGAAGAGGAGAAAUCAUGCACCAUAUGCCUGGAGACAUUCCUGCCUGGAGAGCAGGUGCUGGUCACACCCUGCAACCACAUGUUCCACCAGGGGUGCAUCACGCCCUGGGUGAAGUGGCACGGCAACUGCCCCUUGUGCCGGUUUGCACUCUGCGAGAGGAGGAACACUGUCGCCGGUGACAUCAACAGCAGCAAUGGUGAAGAUGGUAGGGUAGAUCUGGAUGUGAUGGCGAGGGCCAUGGAGGAGUCCUUGAGUCGGGUAAGACUAUCCGACCUCAUGUCAUACCACUAGGGUAGUGUUUGGUUUGUGGGACGGGACGAAGUGGAUGCAUCUCGUUUUUGAGCUGUUUGGAUAGAGAGUAGUGUGAUGAAAUAAUUCAAAAUCAGAAAAUAUUCUUCAAAGAUUCAGGAUUGAGCCGUUCUAAAAAAUAAUAGAACACAGCCAUCCCACUUCGAACGUGACACUGACAAUAGACUCAAGGUACUAAAAUGAACUCGUUCCAUCCUACCCACCAAACAAGCAUUUAUAUAUAAAUGAAAUUAUCUCAUCCUCAAAUAUAUAAAUAGAAUCAUCCCAUCCUAGCUCGCUCUCCAUCCAAACACUACCUAGAUGAAUUGACAUCAGGUCAUGAACAUGAACAUGUAACAUGUCAUACUGUUGCGUU
Phragmites australis (common reed) is the source of this 1546-nucleotide messenger RNA. RefSeq names its product E3 ubiquitin-protein ligase RDUF1-like. NCBI's taxonomy places the organism in Eukaryota, Viridiplantae, Streptophyta, Magnoliopsida, Poales, Poaceae. The record is from RefSeq and is a predicted model, not a curated record. The transcript is spliced from 3 exons. Bases 448 to 1173 code for a protein of 241 amino acids.